AUUUCCCAGAAGGUCUGGGUCACUUCACGGGUGUAAACACGGACGUCUUGAGUUUCAGUAUCUGGUUUAUUAAAGUGGGAGCCCUGCUCCUCCUCCCUGCUCCUCCUCCCUGCUCAUCUCCACCUCAGGACUGCGCGUCACGCGGCUUUUACGUCAGCAACAGCAGCUGCAGGCGGCGGCUGCACCGACAUAGCGAGGGGAGGGCGCGCGCGCGCGGGGCGGCUGUUGGAACAUACACACAUUCAAGGCUGCGUUUGCUGCUCCCGCACGAGACAGUUACUGUACCGGGUGGAUUGGCGUUGAUCGAUCCGCCGCCGCACGCGAGAGGCGUCAAUUCCUGAGCGGGAAAAGGGGAAACCAUGGCAACGGAUUUUAGGGUGACGCUGACUGACUGACGCGCCGACAGGUUACCUUGAGUGCAGCCACAGAGCAUCUCUAAUCCAAAACCGCUUCAGGGAAAAAAGCUGGAAAUGUUCAACAACUCCACGAGAUGAGCCGAGGCUUGAAAAAGCGAAACGAAGCACUGCAGCUCCCUUGUGAAGCAUGUCUUCCUCCUCCUCCUCCUCCUCCUCUUCCUCGGAGCUGCCCUACUUUUGUCCUCGCUGCGGUGACGAGUUUCGUUUCUCGUCCGUACCUGAGCUCCGGGCUCACCUGGUCAGCCGACACACCUACGAGACCCUGCUGGUGCUGUCGCAGGCUCGGGUCAGAAGCUCCAGGCCUGGUGCUCUCCUCCCUCUCCCCGGUCAAGCUGUAAUCCAGAGACAGAGCUCUUCUCUGGGCAUGGACUCCCACAGCCUCCCCCUGCCGCUGGCCUGCCUGGAUCUCGCCUCGUCGUCUGCCUCCGUCCAACUGCUCAGGGAAAUGUUCGACCCUUCAGAUCGGGCUCUCCCCUCUUCUGCAGGACACCAAGGGGACCCCACCACUGCUCUGGCCCUCCCCGGCCCCUUGGGGCCUUUUCCUGGGAGGAAACUGGGCGAGGUAGGGGUCCAGCUGGGCCUGGACUUUGGGCUGACAGUGGGGAUCGGGCUGGAGGAGAGACUGGGGCUGGGGCUGGAUCGUAAAAUCGCCCGGACGUUUGCGGAGGUCGAGGAGAGGGUGAACCGCCGCGUGGGUCGACUGAAAGUGGAGCUGCAGAAGAGGGAGGCGGAGCUGGAGCAGGAGAGGCGGGACGGGGAGCGACUGAAGAGAGAGAAACAGGAAGUGGAGGAGAGGGCUGCGUACCUGUCCAGACAGGUCUCUGCUGCCAUGGAGAUGAUGGAGCGAUUAAACAAAGACCUGGAAGGAAAAGAGAAACAGCUGAGUGAACGACAACAGGAGAUGGUGGACAUCGAGUGUUUUCUGAGGGAGACUGCAGAGAAAGAGGCCGAGGCCAAAUCCAGGCUGCAGGUGUUUAUCGAGAUGUUGCUGGAGCGAGCCGACUGCGCAGAGAGACAGCUGCUGCUGCUCAGCUCACACGCACAUCACAAGCACAGCUACACGCGCCACCACGACAGAUACACAGACGCGUACGCCGACCCGUACGCACCUACGGACGGACACACGCCUGCACCUGGCCGAGGAGGACGCAGCCUGGACAGCAGCACUGAUGACAUCAUCGCAGACAAGAUGCAGGGAACCAUCGGCAACCGGAGGAGCUACAGUGUUUCAGGCUCCUACAGACUCGGGGACCAGCCGUACAGCCACCAUCCCUACAGGUACCUGAACAUAUCAAACAGCGGACUGAGCGGUCACAUGCGGACCUUGUCUCUGGGUUCAGGUGCGUGGGACUCUGAGGGGGCGCUGGUCCCGCUCCAUCCCCACCACUACGCUCCAGCAUGGGCUCGACGAAAGAGAGCGGGAGGAGACGGGAGGAGGGAGAGAGUGUGGGUCGGGGAGGAAGGAAGUGGCAGAACGUGGAGUAAAAGAAACCGUCGUUACCACAGCACUGAGGAGGAAGAGGAGGAGGAGGAAGAAGAAGAGGAGGAGGGGGAGGAGGAGGUAGACGAGGAAGGAUUCUGGAGCAGCGCUGAGAUGAGGAGACUAAUCUUUGCCAGGACACACACACCUGGUUCAGAAGCCCCGACCUCCCUCCACUCCACCCCCUCCCGUCGUUAUGGCGACAGACAUCUGGGGCCGGACACCUUGAGGCUGAGGGCGGGCCUUUUCUGCGUGUUUCCAUAUUUGGACUUGCGCUCCUUGCUGCGUGCGGCCGAGGUCUGCUCUGAUUGGCGGUUUGUUGCUAGGCACCCGGCGGUUUGGACACGCCUCCGGCUGGAGAACGCCAGAGUGUCGGCCGAGUUCCUGACCACUCUGUCUCAGUGGUGUACUCAAACUCAGACUGUGGUUCUGAACAACCUGAAGCCUCGAAGCAGACGAGCCGACGAGACUCGAGAGGAUUACCACAAGAACACACGAGGCAGCGUGGAGCCGGGGGUGGAGGCCCUGCUGCGGUCAGCAGGGGGCAGUCUGCUCCACCUGUCGGUCUCUCAGUGUCCUCACAUCCUCACUGACAGGACGCUGUGGCUGGCCAGCUGCUACUGCAGGAACCUGCAGACGCUCACAUACAGGAGUUCAUCGGAUCCUCUCGGUCAGGAGGUUCUCUGGGCCCUGGGUGCAGGCUGCAGGAACAUCAGCAGCCUGCAGGUGGCGCCAGCUCACCCCUGCCAACAGCCAACUCGGUUUGGCAACCGUUGCCUGCAGACGAUUGGUCGAUGCUGGCCACACCUCCGCUCACUAAGUGUGGGCGGGGUCGGCUGUGGGACUCAGGGAUUGGUUGCCAUGGUGCGUAGCUGUGCUCACCUGCAGGUGCUGGAGCUGGAGCACAUCACUGACCUCGGCCUGCCGGUGGCGACGGAGCUGUGUAAAGCCGGGCUGAAGAAUCUGGAAACUCUGAUCCUGACCCACACGCCCGUCAGCGGUCAGGCCAUCCUGCACUUCCACAGUAUGUGCGUUAACAUCAGAUCUAUAGUGGUCGAGUUCUCCGUGUCAGAUUACUUCGAAGAGCCGGAAAGUCAAGAGGCUCAACGUCUGUUUGGAGAAAUUCUCAACACGCUAAAGGCUCUUCGGCAGCGUCCCGGCCUGUGUGACGUCCUGCAGGUUAAAGCUGAAGGAUUCUGCUGACCUCAACACACACACACACACACACACACACACACACACAUUUGCUUGUACUUCUAUAUGUGUGAGGACCUUCGUUAACAUUAUGUGAAGCCGAGGGUCUAUCCAACCCCCACACUUGUUGUAUUGCGAGUAGUCGAGGGCCUUCUUGUGUGAUGUAUCUUCAAUAAUUGUAAUUUAAGACCUUAACUGAGUGGAGGUUUAUCUUCGCUCACUAGGACAUGCUUUAUCAGUGAGGUCACAAUCUCGCAUAUAUACACGAUUAUUCCAUUUAAUCAACUGCAGCUUUAUUAAGGAGUAAUACAAUUCAUAAAGCAAUUAAAUCCAGUUAUGCUGAAGCCCAUAUGAAAGAGACAUAACAUGAUGAUGAAAGUUUACUGCCUGAUAAAAGGUUAAAGUAAGGAACGUCUCUCAAAAUCAUUACUAAAAGCAUAUUUAAUGUUUUUUCAGGUAUGUGAUAUACUAUGUAUAUGAAGUGUAAACAUUAAUAAUAUAAACACUGAAUCCAACAUACCAUCAACGUCUUCAUGUCUAGUGGUAAAACUGGUUUUAUAGACUCGUUACCGCCAACAGCUGCCCUGCUUGGUCAUGCUGAAUGGUGGGAUACACUGAGCUCUGAAUACCUGGUGGAUCGUGAAUCACUAGCAAAGGAAAGGGGGCCGCCAGCCAGAGUGAAGUAAUCUCUGAUUUAAAAAAUCAUUAGGAAAAUGUCUGUUACGUGCUUGUGGACGAAUUAUUCUGUUGUGUACAAGUAUGAAAAACAAUUUAAAGGAUGAACAUGUAUCACGUUUUCUAAUUAAAUAUCUUGACCUCAGCUAUAGCCAGAGCAAAUCAGUGGUGCAGAAAAAAAAUCAUAUUUCUUUACUUUAAAUAGUCCAAAAAUAACAAAAUAAUGAAGACUGUAUUGAAAACAGGGGACCCAGCAGCCUGUAGUGAAUAUCGAUGCAGAGUUUAAACUGGUGUUUACGCUGCCUGGAGGCUCCUACCUUGUAAAUCCAGAGUUUUCGUUUUGUUGAAACAGAAUCUCAGAGCAGAAACUAACCCAUCCUCAACCUGUGGAGGUGAGGAGAUAAAAACAAACGCUGUGCAGAGAGAAAGUUCUGACAGGAUGGACAUCUAGCAUCUAAAACCUGAUGAAAUAUGAAAUAAGAUUUUCUUCCAUAGUUUAGCAGUUUAUAAGUCAGCAGCAGUUGAGCUUGUUGCAGGUUUAAACCUCCUCCAUCAUGUGGAUCAUGUUGUUGAUCCUAUGUAGCUGUAGAUGGACCUCCCUCCCUUACGCCUUUAGGGACGCCUACUUGUUAACGCAUCUGCCGCUCGUACCUGAGGUCGCCGGUUCGAGUCUGGACCGUGUAGUACAAUCUCUGGGCCGGUUACACCUGCUGUCAUAUUUCAAGUUUCAGAUUAAACAAUAAAAAAGGUACUAUAUCCGUCAGGUGUUCACAUUAAAUUGGAAAAUACUUUCUUGCUUGUAUGUCGUCAAGACCGCAAGUGUGGGUUUUGGGAUAGAUGCCCUUUUCAAUAAGUGAUGACCUCACUCCCACAGUCUAAAACUCAAACUGGUCCUCACAAACAUAGAUUUACAAGAGCACGCGCACACCACACACACACACACACACACACAGAAACAACUGAAGUACCGUUCAUACAAGACCCAUCCCUGAUCCACCAUCUCCCAUAACUUCAGAUACGCAGGAGUUUAUAAAAGUAAUUUUGGCAAAAGUGUAGAAAAUAUGAACGUACUGACUUUUAAGGUGGAAGAAAACACGUCAGGUGGGUGUAAAGUUUAAAAUAAUUACUCCAACACAGCAUAUGAGAGAUGGUGCAGAGUGAGGACUAACCAAAACCUUGAUCCUUCCCUCACACUCCUUUAACUAAACUUUAUUUAUUUUAAAUGUUUAACGAACCCUUUUUUGCACAGUACAAAGACAAUCCUUUAUCCUUUUAACAAAACCCCUUCUUACAGUAGGAUAAAUGUUUGGUUCUUUCUCUAUUUUUGACAAGAACCUGAACCUUAACGAAUCCCACAAAUCAAAGUUAACCUUAAACCCUUGUUCUAGUUUAACAGCGCUCAAGUCGUCCUCCCCUUACAAUAACCUUAUUAUUAACAAACUCUUACUCCUACCUUAACUUUUACUUCCAGCCAACACUAUUAGCAACAAGUAUUUUAGGAAAAUUCCCUUAAAAAGCCAUAAUUCUUGUUCUUCUUCUUACCUUAAUAUUCAAUGAGACCCUUAUUCUUAACCUUUACUUUAAAAAUAAGCACAAGCACACGCGUCUGCACAAGUGUAUUUGCACAAGCACAAGAUACGUUUACUCAGACACCAAAGACAUCAAUCGGUUGAUCAGAUGUGUUGGAGUUGUUUGAUGGAAAAGUGAAUCUAUCAUGCGUGAACUUAAAGGUGCUACAUGUGUCAUUUUACCGUCAAUAAAUCAUUUUCUCAUCA
Molecule: messenger RNA, 5540 nt
Organism: Micropterus dolomieu (smallmouth bass)
Lineage: Eukaryota; Metazoa; Chordata; Actinopteri; Centrarchiformes; Centrarchidae
Product: F-box only protein 41-like
Exons: 18
Coding region: 544-3099 (851 amino acids)
Molecular function (GO): protein binding
Source: RefSeq, a predicted model, not a curated record